Molecule: messenger RNA, 807 nt
Organism: Aspergillus homomorphus CBS 101889
Lineage: Eukaryota; Fungi; Ascomycota; Eurotiomycetes; Eurotiales; Aspergillaceae
Exons: 1
Coding region: 120-650 (176 amino acids)
Source: RefSeq, a predicted model, not a curated record
GUCUUGCCACACGCUGACUGGCCCAUCAGCUGCAUGAAGACCCAUUGUGUCUGUUUUGCCCCUCCAGUAUCGAUAGCAGACUAGCGUGAAAAGAAAAAGUGUAGAGAAGAGCGAGCAAGAUGAGGGACGAUGCCAUCACUCUCGGCUUCUCCCUUUCACUGCUUCUCUCGAAUUUCAAAUCGUAUAUAGACUGCAAACUAUUCUCUCCAUCCCUAGACGAAUUUCUUCUUUUUUCCCCUUACCACCUCACGGCCCUACUCUCUCUCUCCCUCUCCAUCUCCCUUUCCUCCUCUCUUGGUUCCUCUCCGCCCCUCCCCCGCAAUCCCACCCAUUCAUCCUCCCUUCCCUUUGCAUCCGGCUAUACUACCACGGCACCACUGCUGGAGGCCACCACUCCCGCAGUAAUUGUCUCAUCGCCUCCUGAGGCUUCAUUUCCACCCUGUUUUCUUUUUCCAAGGACCUGUCGUCUCUUCAACUGUGACCUCAUCGCCUUUCCCAGGUUCCUUCGUCCUGUUUUCGCAGGUCAAUUGAACUACCGUUUUUUUUUUCAAACUAUUCUCGCCCUUUGGGCUAUCUACAUACCAUUUACUCUUCUUGGCCCUCUUCGAACAUUGUUUGCACAGUUUCAGCUGUACUAUUUGCCUCACUAGCAGCGACAUAGGACCGACAGAUCUGUUUUGCCCUCGCGCCAAAGCAAUACCACUGCGCCCACCAAUUGACCCUCGCGACUACCUGCUUCAUUAGCCAAAUCCCAUCAGCGCUCUGUCGUCUCAAUCCCUCCCUGCCUGCAUCCUGUGCGACCAGAGA